Messenger RNA from Marchantia polymorpha subsp. ruderalis, 3134 nucleotides. NCBI's taxonomy places the organism in Eukaryota, Viridiplantae, Streptophyta, Marchantiopsida, Marchantiales, Marchantiaceae. The record is from the annotation of a GenBank genome assembly.
UUGGGUUGGUGUGUCACGGCGAGGGUAAGAGGCAGUUGCUGGAUGAUUGUGUGGGAAGAGAAAUGCAGCUCGAGGUGAAAUCACAGCCAGCGAGAAACAACACAAAGUGUUGAAGCAGAAGAAAAGCCUCACGCGAAUAUACGAGUAUACUUCCAUAUCUGUACAGUACAAAGAUAUAGUCAAGUGCCGAACCCAAUUUGUAACUAGGGGCUAUCUGUCCGAUGCUCCAGCCUGCGACUGGGACUCAUCAAGAUGACUGGAAAGCUGAAUGACAUUUAACCGAGUCGUAGGCGAUAGAUAGAAGGACCAUCCAUCGUAGGAAGAUAGAUAGAAGUUGACAUGAUCGAACAUAUCUCACAUAAGCCAAGCCACCAAAGCAAAAACGAAAUUCCAACUCUCGGUAACAAGACUAUGGUCGAGCACCCUCCACUGCAGCCUUCACUCUGAUUCUGACGAGGGAUGCAGUCUCUCUAGCAGUGAGUCAUUUUCUCUGCGUCUCUUUCAGUGGUUUCCACACAGGUGAGCAGAGUCUGCACAACCGGAAGCGUUCUGGUUUUCUGUUCGGGCGUGUUUUUGAUUCUAGUUACAUGAGCUCUGCAGCAUGGACACUGGCCAUGCUUUGAAAGCCAAGGAGUCAAGCACUGAGGGUGGAAUGCGUGGCUGCAUAAGAGGACUAUGGUCGUUUCUCCAGCCAGCAGCCCCUCCAAGCACACUGGGCACUCAUCGCCGACCUUGCCACAUACUACUGCUUCCCUAGGCAAGGCGUUGAUCACAGUCGUGGUCAGGCCUGCAACUUGCUCUUGCACUUGUCCUUGCCCUUGCCUUUGCCUUUGCCUUUGCCUUUGUGACGAAGUCGUUGUAGAUGAGCGAUUUGUACUGCGGAAGUCCAGUAGGUUCAAACACUGCUUUACUGACAAAGCACAUGUUGCCAGCCAAUCGAUCAGUCUGGAAUUUCUGCUACUCUCGUCACGCCAAAAAUUGCCUUCCAAGUGUAUCAAACGUGCGGUGUGCGAGGAUUGGGGCUGGUGCUGAUGCUGAUGGCCUCUUGCAGCCAAAUUACGCCCGCUGCUGCUGCUGCUGCUGAGGCCGAUGCUUUGCGUUGGCGGAGCAACUGGCUGCAGGCGCUCGUCCAGUCGAUUUCUUGCCUCCAUCGCAAGGUCGCCAGGGCCAGUGGGAUGGUGUCUCCGCCGGAAUGAUGUUGAUCUUGCUCCUGACCGAUGCUCCUCUCUCGAUCGAUGGAUGUCGGUAAUGCUGUCUGCGAUAUUUGAACUGUUUGAGCUCACGACGAUCGAUCCAGAUGAACUGUCUGCCGAAGUGUCUUGAGGUCGGAGAUGAUACUGGGAAUUGGCGAGUCUAAGGUGAUGCGGGUGAUAAUGAUGGUGAGCUCCAGCCACAGCCAAACGCGAUCUGUGCGUCUCGGAGCGGCGCACUCCUCCCUCGUAAGCACCAUCUCGCCCUUGUCCAGCUCGAACUCGGCGCCUUCUCGCCACCUCCACACCAGGUAACAUCGUCCUUGCGGCCCAACAGACUGAGAGACGUGAUUUCUGAGCUGCUCAAUUACGAGGCUCAGUUUGCUCCCUGCUCUAGAGAGCUUCGGAAUGACAGUCUCACGGACGACUGCCAAGAAUCACAAGACAGGAACCGAAAGCACGACGAACUGUCUUCUAACACAACGUUGAGCGAAGAGAGUUAAUCACCAUGACAAUCUCUCUUACUUCAGAUUUUUCCGAGCCUGACUACUGAAGUUAUACACAUAACAGAACUCUAAACGUCAAAGCGUUUUUGUAAUCUGCACUUGCACUCUGAUCCAGUUUGUAGCUGGUGAUCUCACUCUGGAUUCCAAAGCUCCCACUGGAAAUUUUUUCUGCCUUUAAUGGCAGGAUUGGGCUGCACCCUGAUGCACACAAAGGUGAGGACGGCUACCACAAGCAUUGAGGCGAUUCUCGCUAUGUGAAGUGCGCGCAGGCAAGGUACGGGACAUGUAGUUAAGGACAUCGCCAUCAAGGUCUUCGUGUUCAGGGAGCGGAUCCGACCAGAGCCAUCAUGAUUAUGGUGUUUGAAUCCAGUCAUUUUCAUCCCAUACUGUGUGGAAUCGAACUUUAAUUCGCUCUCUGUAAAGUGAGACACUGAGACAGAGGGCCAUCGGAUUUGGGCCAGCCUGAAAAGAGAUUCAUGGCAGACCCUGAAAAAAUAAUAUUUUCUGGUCUGCCUGCCGAAAGCCAGGGCACCCGAUAAGGUGGGCCAAGAUGCACAUGGAACUUUUUGCUUGUUGCACUUCAGGGAGUCAUAAGAUGGUGGCGCUCACAACCGGAUUCCUGUGCAAUCAUGCUCUAAACCUCGGACACCUUUUCCCGACUACUAGUGUGAAAGUAAAUCCGUACUUUUCUCGCUCGCAGCUGAUGAGGUACGUCUCCGAACUCCUUCCCCGUUGCCUGAUCUGCUCGUCGCGCACAGAUGUCUGUCGCUCCUCCAACCGAUUCCAAUAGUUCAGUGUACAGGAGCUGCUGCAGGAGGGAGGGAGGGAGGGAGGGGAGGGGAGAAGGUGCUCAGAGAUUUCGGCAGUUUUCGGUCAAAGCUCCUCGUUGAACGAGCAUAAAAAAUCGCGCAGGAGCUUCACGGAACUGAGCCGGGGCCCCGUGGGCUCUUUUCGAGGGGGCCCGUAGCUGCUCGCCAUGACACAGUGGUCGGACGAGGGUGGAGGCACGGUCUCGAGCUCGUCGUACUGUUCCGACUUUGUUGUCUGCAUCACCAUGACUUCACAGCUCCAGCUCCAGCUCCCGCGUUCAGUUCCAACAUGAUUCCCUUCCAAAAGCUGGACGGGCCCUUUGUUCUUCUGAGGACGAGGAUUGGAUUUUCGGUUCACGUGCUGCGCCAUUGCCUCCCUUACGCUCACCGCACACUCGCACACGCAGAAUAUUUCGACCCCUCUCAUCAUUGCGCUUCUCCCUUUCCUCAGGCUCGAAUUUUCCUUUUUUUUUUAUGAGCUUUACGUUGAAUAUACCGUCCUCAAUAAAAUAUAUCUCUUCCAUUUCCUCGGCCAGUCCGAUUCAUGUUUAUGUAGUAUGAAUAUAACAAAGACAUGCACUUGUUGGUAUGCAUUGCUAACAGGCCGUUUCAGGCUUUUGCAAGUGACG